UCACGAGCAGACGACAUUGAAGACGACGACCCCGUCAUCGCAGAAUACAAUGUCUUCAUCACACCACGCCAACUCGAGCAAAUCUACCUCCUACAAUACCCCAAUCGCAACCGUAGUCAAGCCUACAACGAUCGCAAUGGCGCACGACCUGUGGACUUCCGCCUAAAACCCCAAGCCGGAUUUAUGGAAAUGGAUAUCGGCAUGAACCCCAGCGCAAACUUCAACAAAUUCCAAAGUCUGGUCUGGGGCGAGGCGAUGAGAAAGUCCAAGGCUAAUGGUGGAAGUGCGACUUUUGGUGCUGCGGCAGGUUUUGCGCCGACUAAAGGAGGCAAGGGAAGGGCCAAGCAGGAGAAUGGUGAAAUGAGUGUUGAUCAGGGAUUGUCGCAUUUCCAGACCGCUAUCAGUAGGGAUGCAGUCUUCCAGAAGCAGACGCUAGGAGGGCAAAUUCUGCAGGAUGAAGCUGGCAACCCCAAUUAUAUGUUGGGUGCCUUCCGCGGUGAUGAACUCCACCUCACUCGCGUGGACGGUGUCGUGCAAAUGCGACCCCAAUUCCACCACGUCGACGCAAUCACACACGCCGAAACCGCCGCCCGCCGCACCGAAGCAGCAGAAACCUCCGGAUCCGGCCCCUCAGGCGCAGCCGCCCAAGCAAAACAACCACAAGCCCUCGCACUAGCUCAAACCUACAAAGACAACCGCGACGUCGAGAACCUAGAAGCCCUGAGAGCCAAAAACCUUCUCUUGAUAGCAGCAGAGGAGAAGUGGACGAGAUUGGAGUACUUUGAUGAGGAUGAGGAAGCUUCGUAUUCGACUUACCACAGUCGACUUUUUCACUCGGAUACUGGCUCGGCAACAUCGUUGAAGAGUCAGAUGAAGAAUGAGGAGUAUUUGGAUGCGAUUUCGGCACCACGAGUUGAUCCAUCAGGGAGAAAGAAGAAGAGGCCACUGACCAAGAAGCAGAUGGAGAGGAUCGAAGCUGCAGAGGAUGAUGUGGAAGUUGCUGGUGAGAUGGGUGGAGAGGUUGAGGUUGAAAUGAGU
This is a messenger RNA of Aureobasidium musti, 1038 nucleotides long. NCBI's taxonomy places the organism in Eukaryota, Fungi, Ascomycota, Dothideomycetes, Dothideales, Saccotheciaceae. The record is from the annotation of a GenBank genome assembly.